Molecule: messenger RNA, 4363 nt
Organism: Epinephelus fuscoguttatus (brown-marbled grouper)
Lineage: Eukaryota; Metazoa; Chordata; Actinopteri; Perciformes; Serranidae
Product: DENN domain-containing protein 2A
Biological process (GO): retrograde transport, endosome to Golgi
Cellular component (GO): actin cytoskeleton
Source: RefSeq, a predicted model, not a curated record
CAGAGAUAGGAGUCCGAGUGAGUGAGUGUGUGUCUGGGAGCUGAGAGUGGAGAGAGAGCUGUAAACAUUUUAGCCCGGAGGCUGGAUGGGAGGAGGGAUUUCCCUGACUUUGUGACUUUUUCAAACUUUUCUUGCGCUUGGAGCGGCACUCUGUGUCUUCCUCUGUGUGUAUAUGUGGGAGGUACAGGCAGGGGCUAUGCAAAGUGAGAGCAGUCGGAAGCAGGGGUAGGGGUGUACAAACCGUGGAAGAGAGAGGGGGGAAGAGGCAAUCUACUCGGAAGGAAAGGAACCAUGCAAGUGGAUGCUGUCUUCUGCGGGGUCAGGUUACGCAAAAUGAGAAACUACUCCAAGAGCACUUCAUCAGGGCUCACCCAGCUCAGAGAGGAUGCCAGCUGCUAGCACCAUGACCGGUGGGAGGGCCCUGCUGCUGUGUACAAACACUGACAACUGUAUCUACCAAUCAGUAAACGGGCUCCAGUGCUGUGGCUUGAAGGUUGGGGAGGCUCCGUCGUCUGCGGUGCCCCAGCGCCAAGAGGUGUGCGGGUCACCAGGGGACAGAGACAGGAAGGACACCGCUGUGUCUGCAAAGCGUCCCCUCUCCCCACUACUCAGCCUGAGCGACAGCCCGGGUCCUCCUGACACCAUGCUGGCUCACAGGAGAGCCACCACCACCACCGACCCGCGGGCUCCCAACAUGGAGAACGGGCUGUGUGGCAAGCUGAACCACAACAAGAGCCCAGCGGGAGUAAAGACUGCCAGCAUUCGUGAUAAGAUCUCACAAUGGGAGGGCAAAAAGGAGUCUGCCCCUCUAACUUCUUCAGGGACAUGUCCACUGAGCACGACACAGAAAGAAGUCGAGAUGGUGAGGAAAAAGGAAUCCAAAGCUUCGGAGGUUCAAAGGACAGAUAGCAAGAGGUUUGUCAGCUGGGACAGACAAGACUCAGGAAAGAAAAGUGUUUUAACUCAUGUUAAGAAACUGGAGAAGGCAACAAAGGAUGUUCCUGACAGACCGUCGCUGGCAUUUCCAGGGAAUUACUUCUGCCCUCCUUCAAAGGAAGAGCUAGAGGAAUCAGAAAAAAAGGCCAAUGAGCCCAUUUUUGGGACUUUUGACAUUCGGCCUGGUGGGUCGCGGAGGAGAAGGGAAGGGGAUCCAGAGAACGUGUACAGCGAGCCAGGUGCUCCAUCUAUAAACCCUGUACCUAAACCUCAGAGAACCUUCCAGCACCACACACCGCCCACUAACCCAGCUUCAGGGCCUGGCUCGGGGAAGGGAAGGAGGAACUUGCCCCCUUUGCCCUCCAUUCCUCCUCCACCUUUACCAACGUGCCCACCACCCGGAGUUUGCAGGAGACCCUGGGCUGACAAACCCCGGGACAAUAGUAACAGGAAGUCCUAUGAAUUUGAGGAUCUGCUCCAGUCGUCUUCAGAGAGCUGCAGGGUGGACUGGUACGCUCAGUCCAGACUGGGCCUAACACGCACUUUAUCAGAAGAGAAUGUCUACGAGGACAUAAUAGAUCCUCCAUCCAAGGAAAACCCCUACGAAGACAUAGAGCUGGAGAGAAGUUGCUUGGGAAGCAAAUGUGUUUCACCUGCCUCCUCAUCUCCUAUCCCUGACACGCCAACUAAGCUCUCUUCCAAGCCUGGUUUCUUCAGACAGAACUCAGAACGGCGAAGCUUCAAGCUCCUUGAGCUACGCAAGACCAGCAGGGACACUGGCAUCUCCUCUCCCUCCCGUAUCAGCCCCCCCUCCACACCCAGCAGCCCCGAUGACACCCCCUGCCUCUCUGGAGACCCAUACAAUCGCAGACGGAGGAAAAUCCCCAAGAUGGUGCUGAAGAUCAACGGCAUCUUCGAGGCACGGAGAGGGAAGAAACGCAUGAAGAGGGUCUCUCAGUCUACAGAGUCCAGCUCAGGGAGAGUGACCGAUGAGAACAGUGAGUCGGAAAGUGACACGGAGGAGAAGCUAAAAGCUCACAGUCAGCGGCUGGUGUCUGUCCAGUCCAUGCUGAGGCAGACGGGGCGGUACCGGACCUUGGAGAGGGAUCUGAUGGAGUUGCAGGAGAGGAAACUCUUUGAGUAUUUCAUAGUUGUUGCUCUCCACAAGACCAAAGCUGGAGUCCCGUACCUGCCAGAGGUCACACAGCAGUUCCCUCUCAAGCUUGAGAGGAGCUUCAAGUUCAUGCGGGAGGCUGAGGACCAGCUCAAGGUCAUCCCUCAGUUCUGUUUCCCUGAUGCCAAAGACUGGGCGCCUGUCGACAACUUCCCCAGUGAGACGUUCUCAUUUGUCCUGACUGGUGAGGAUGGAAGCAGGCGGUUUGGUUACUGUCGGCGAUUACUGCCCAGUGGUAAAGGCCGGAGGCUCCCUGAGGUCUACUGCAUCGUCAGCCGCCUGGGCUGCUUCGAUCUCUUCUCCAAGAUCCUGGAUGAAGUGGAAAAGAGGAGGGCUAUCUCCCCGGCUCUAGUGCAGCCGUUCAUGAGAGGCAUAAUGGAAGCUCCCUUCCCUGCUCCAGGAAGGACCAUCACUGUCAAAAACUUCCUACCUGGCUCCGGGACAGAGGUGAUAGAGCUGUGUAGGCCGUCAGAUUCUCGUCUGGAACAUGUGGACUUUGAAUGUCUCUUUUCCUCCUUGAGUCUACGUCUCCUCCUCCGAGUGUUUGCCUCUCUACUUCUGGAGCGCAGAGUCAUCUUCACUGCCGACAAACUCAGCACGCUGUCUCAGUGUUGUCAUGCAGUAGUGGCUCUACUCUACCCCUUCACCUGGCAGCAUACGUACAUCCCCGUGCUCCCACCCUCCAUGCUGGACAUUGUCUGCACCCCUACCCCCUUUAUAGUUGGGCUCCUCUCCAGCUCUCUGCCUCGACUCAAAGAGCUGCCCAUAGAAGAGGUCCUGGUGGUCGACCUCGGCAACAGUCGCUUCCUACGACAGCUGGAUGAUGAGGACUCCAUCCUUCCCCACAAGCUGCAGGCGGCUCUCGAGCAUGUGCUGGACAAGAGGAGGGAGCUGGCCUGUGAGAAAGGAGAUCUGCCCAAUGACUCCAGCUCCCUCAGUGCGGUGGUGUCGGAGGCCUUUGUACGUUUCUUCGUGGAGAUGGUUGGUCACUACUCCCUCUUCAUGGGUGGAGCAGAGCGGGAUGAGGAGUCUGUCUCCUCUCCCACCUUGCCCAGCCCCUCUUCUUCUCCCUCCUCGUCUUUCCAGCGAGACCCCUUUCGCAAAGCGGUCACUUCCAAGAGCUUGAGAAGGUUCUUGGAGGUUUUCAUGGAGACUCAGAUGUUCACAGGCUUCAUCCAGGAGAGGGAGCUGCGCAGGCAGGGCCUCAGAGGUUUAUUUGAGGUGAGAGCUCAAGAGUAUCUGGACUCACUGCCAGGGAGCGAGCAACGAGGGGUCAACAAGUUCCUCAAAGGUCUAGGAAACAAGAUGAAAUUCCUUUCCAAGAAAUGAUGCUCAGAGUCAGGAUGUCGUGUGUGAAAGAAGGAAAAAGCAUGAAGAGGCGUGCAGCAGGAAAGAAGACAAGCUCCCUGAACGUGGAAGAACGCAGGGACGGAGAUGUGUCUUUAGGUCAGAACAAAGGAAGACCCUUAAAGUGAACUGGACUCAUAGUUUGUGAACAUGAGGGAAUCUGGGGGACGUUAGAGUUUAGCUCUCAGUUUCAUUAGCCAGUCAUUCCAUUAGUGUUGUAAAGGGUUUCUACUCAGCUUGGACCAAAACACCCCUCUAAUACGUUAAAGCAACGUCUAACAGUGUCUCCUUAGACCUUUGAUUCACAGUCAGUCCCAGCAGUGUGUCACUGUAUAGCACAGCACAGUGUAAAUGUUUUUAGGAACAGUGUUCUCCUUAUCUUCCAUCUAUAAACCUGUAAGCGGGAGCGUCUCUGAAGGUCCCAUUUUGUACCAUACCUUUCUAUACAUUCCAAGUAUUUCCUAUAGAAGCUUUUAUAAAUACAAUAGUACAACUUCUUCAUCAACAGGAGGCGUUUAAGUUAAUUUAUAUUCUUUUUAGAUAAACUUAAUCUCUUUAUUAAAGUUUCCUUCAGAUGAGUGCGAAGAAAUCUCCUGUAGUUUGUAAUAGGCUUUAUUUAACAGAGUCUAGUCCAGACUGUUUGUAGACCACUUUGGGUUGUUGGGUAAAUGUACCACUGUUUUUAUAAAUAAACUUUUAUUGGAAAAAGAAAUGAGUACCAAAAGGAAUAAAAUGUAAAGAUGAGAAGGAGAUCAAUGUGAAUACAUCUCUCGCUUGGGUUUGAGUGUCCGGUUUGGAUGGACUCGAUGUUGAAGGAAGAUGUGUAGGUCAAUCAGUAUCAAUGUGUUUCACAAAAGCAAUUAGGUUUGUCAUAAACUUGAUCGAGGAUGCAAUGAAACUUUAUUA